Yamadazyma tenuis ATCC 10573 is the source of this 1489-nucleotide messenger RNA. RefSeq names its product protein phosphatase regulator (gene GAC1). Lineage: Eukaryota; Fungi; Ascomycota; Pichiomycetes; Serinales; Debaryomycetaceae. Gene Ontology annotation, molecular function: protein phosphatase 1 binding; glycogen binding. Gene Ontology annotation, cellular component: protein phosphatase type 1 complex. The record is from RefSeq and is a predicted model, not a curated record. Gene Ontology annotation, biological process: regulation of glycogen biosynthetic process.
GUCUAUUAUAUAUACUUCUUCACUUCCUGUGAUACUUUCAUUUCCCCAGCUCUGGUAGCACAUAUCUCAAACAGAAUGUUGAUCAGAAAGAAGAGUGGAGAAAUCCUCAAGUCAUCUUUGAAGUCCCGCCCUGCACUUACCAAGAAUGUCUCCUUUAAUAAUUUCUUAGACAUCAAAACCUUUGAUGGAACACAGAGUCCCCUGAGUAUCAGCCGCAAAAACUCCCCCAACCAGUCACCACUGGAUAGUCCGUUCAACUCCCCCAAUCCGUUCUACGCAGACCCCAACCCACAGUAUCAGUACUUUAUUAAGUCCCACAAUAUCAACACAUCUGCCACAUCGCACAACCCCGUCCAUCUAAAGUCCAUCAACUAUUAUGACAAUAAACUUGUGGGUUACUUUUAUUGUUUGAACCUUGGUUACGAAAAGAGCUUUCAAUUAAAGCUAACCUUCAAUCACUGGCAAACAUCAAUUCUUUUCAACUCUAAUUUCAAGUAUACCAGGUCCGUUGGGGACUACGAUGAGUUUAAGUUCGAAAUGCCUCUUAAUGUCACGAAGGACUUCGAGUUUGUGUUGAGUUAUAAGGUCAACAACCAGAUCUACUGGGAUAAUAACAACCGUUCUAACUACAAGGUGACGGUGUCAAGUGCUUUGCAACAUCAUGACUUGGAUAGACAUGUGUUUGACUUGAACUAUGACAUAGACUAUGACUACAACACGGAGGUCUCCGAAAAGUCUAGUACAGAAGGGGGCUACCUUGACACUGAGUACGUGGAUCUGCUUCUCAAUAAGUUUAUCAGUACCGACUACAAAACCAUUUUACAGAAUUACUGUUUCCAUGGCGAACCAUCUCAGAGCUACUUUUCUUUGAGUGACGAAAUUCUGAUUUAAUGGCCUUACAUAUUCACACAUCACAAUCACACAAAAGCUUAUGGAGCUUAUCAUGUUAAAUACCGGUUUUCUUUUCAUUUAAUUUUUUCCCUUGACUGGUUGGUGCCAGUCUUGUUUCAAUUUGUAUAUAUGUAUUAACAAUGUAUAACUUCCACUUGAAGCACUGCCUUGGCUUAUUGCGUUCUGGUUACACACACAUCCUAACCAGUACGUUCUCUAAAAAAAUAUUUUUGUGGGUUGGCUCCGGUUUGACCGGUCCUUAAAAUUAAUGGUCAUGAUUGCUAAACAAGCAGAUAUUAAUUUUUCCACCUAGGCGAACAGAACCCCGUGCACCGACAAAGGAUUUCCAUACCAACGUACCAGUCAAUGAGUGGUUACAAAGAGACCCGAUGAUCGUAGAGUUUACGUGAGGCGACAACCGGUCCGGAGUUUACCUUUGCUGGUGGUGUAAAUCUCUUGGUGUGGAGAUGACGAUCGCUAGGGGCUAGAAACCCUCUUGCAUGCGAAAGCACCAAGGGGUUUUUUAAUACGAAAUGUGUUGGGUUCGUCUAUUGUUGCAGAUGAUAUGAUUUUCUGUAGCCUUGCAUACGAGUAUAAC